AUGAGAUCUUCAUCAACUACUUCCUCAAACAAUAACAAUAAUAAUAAUAAUAAUAACACUUCUACUACAUCAACAACGACAACGACUACAACAACAACUACUACAAACACAACAGAUAAAAAGAGAAAAGAAUCAGACAAGGUAGAAGAUGAUCAACAACAACACUUAUCUUCAUCAAGUCAAGAUGAUGAAGAUAUUGAUAUAAAUAGUGAUGAUGAUGAUGAAGAUGAAGAAUCAAUACCAUGGUUUAUAGAGAAAAGAAAGAAUACAAAAAUGAAAAAGUUUAGAGUACUACCAAUGACAGAUUUAGAGGCUUCUUUGAAAUCAAUGACAUUAAAUACAACCAAUCUUGAUUCACUCUUUAAACAUUACUUUAAAGAAAAGAAUCUAUCCAUUGAAGAGUUUAUAUCUCAUCAUUUUCCAUCAACACCAUCUAUUAAAUGUUCAAAUUAUUUAUCAGGAAGAUAUUACUUUAUAUGUUUAACAUGUUCAAAAAGUAAAGAAAGAACAAAUAUUUGUGUAGAAUGUUUUUUAAAAGGAAAUCAUGUAAUUGAUAAACAUGAAUAUUCAUUGGCUUAUACACCUGGUGGAUCAUGUUUAUGUGAUUGUGGAAAUCCUGAUGCAUUAAAAUCAAGUGGGUUCUGUUCGGAUCAUAGACAUGCCGACAACUAUCAAUACAAACAACAUUAUGUAGAUGCAAUACCUGAACAUUUGGUUGAAGCAUUCACAACAUUUCUAUCUGCAAUCAUACAACGGUUGACAGAUUUGGGGUCGAAUCAAAAACGAUACAAAUUAAAUGAACUUGAAAUUGUAGAUAUUAUUACAUUUCUUGGGAAAUGUACAAUGCGAUCACCUUUAUUUGCUCAAAUCAUAGCUCAAGAAUUUACACUUGAAACUUUUAAACUUGACAAUCAAGAACAUCAACAAUUAAAAGACAACUCUUCUUCUUCUUCAUCUUCUUCUUCAUCAUCAAUUAAAAAAGGAAAGAAAAAAGUAAAAGUGGUUAGUACACCUUUGGAGACAUUAUUUCAGUCACAUCCAAGUUGUGCAUCAACAUCAUUUUUUUUAUUCUCUUCACUUUGUUAUCAUCACAAGUUGUUUGCCAAGAUAUUCUAUCAACUCUAUCUUGGCAACUUGACACAGCUGAUGCAACCACAAGAGAAAAAGGUAUUCUCAGAGUCUGCCUUUCACUUUCAAAUGUUUUGUCAUCAUCCAUCGUCAAUGAUCAUUCCAUUUGCAACUGGAGCUGCACAACCCAAUCUCUAUGAAGCCAUUGUCGAUUCUACUCUUUACAAUCUACAACAAUUCCAACAAACCUAUGUUCGUGACAAACAACAACCAAAGACGUGUAGAUUUGAAACCAUACUAUUGGUCAAAUCGGUUAAAUUCAAGGAAUGUGCACUCUAUGUUGCGUCGAAUCGUCACAUUAUAGACAAACUAUUACAAUUGGCUGCAUAUACUCAUGAAUUUGUCACUCCUUCUCAACACUAUGACAAUAUUCUAAAGGAAUUAAAAGAAUUGGUUCAAAUUGAAGUUUAUCUAAUCAAUACAUUUAAUAGAAUAUUUAAAACUCUAGUUCAAGAAAGUGAACAAAAUAAUCAACAUUUAGAAUCAAUAGUAGCAUUGGCAAAAUAUAUUAUAGAUAGAUCAUUUGGAUUAUUUAAAACUGUUAAAUAUCCAGAAUGGUGUGAUACAGAUAAUGAUAUUGGUGCAAGAUAUAUUUUCCCACUUUCUAGAAUCAUUGCUACUAUUAUAUUACAAUUACCAGAAAAUAAUAAUCCAAAUAAUCAAAAUAAUAAUAAUAAUAAUAAUCAAAAUAAUAAUAAUAUAAGACAAGAGGUAAUUGAUUAUUAUAUGAAACAAAUAUCAAUAGAAUCAAAAGUAGUACAGGAUGGAUUUGUAAAUAUGACACUUUGUGAUAUUUCAUCAUUUAGAAUAUUCUAUUAUGCUCAUAGUAGUCGACCUCGUAUGAUUGAUGAAGCUCAUAUUAUUGGAUCUCCAACAGACCCUGAUCGAUCCAUCAAAUACUAUACAUCAAAGUCUAUGAUGUUGGACUUUUUCACUACUAGAAUCAUGUUGGGUGCAACUAGUCCACAAUUCUUUUUGGAAACCAUUCUUCAUAAACCAUUCCUUCAAAGUAAUACGAGUCCAGAUAAUCUAAAAUCACUUUUGGAAUUUAUUAUCAAUGUCAUUCAAGAUCAUGCUACCCUCACUCCAACCGAUCAAGAUUUAAAAUAUCAUUUAAUUCAAAUUGCUUCAACUGGUUUUUUUUAUUAUACCGAGAUUAUAAAUUUUAAAUUUAUAUUUAAAAAUAUAGAUUUGGAAAGAAAAAAGAGAUUAAUAGAACAAGUUGUAGUGAAUGUAAAUGAUUUGGAGAUGAAUUUAAAACCAGAAUUGUGGGAUCAAUAUGAUCCAUAUUAUUGGCACUUUGAAUAUUUCUACCGUAUAACAUUACUCGAACGAUCGAGAACCAGACUAUUUGAAUACCAAAAAUCAAAAGGUAUUCCCGAAUCCUAUCCAUGGCUACCACCAAAAUCACAACUCCUCCUUGACUCGUCAUCGUCGACACAUAUUAAAAGUGUCACCUCGUUACUAGAAAACCACUCUUUUUUCAACUUAUUGCAUUUUGUAUUGCUCAAAAUGAUUACACCCGAAUUUGUAAAUAUUACAUCCUCCUCUUUAGACCUCUCACUUCAUUCCAUCCUAUCAAGAGUAUCAUCGUCGUCACUUAUUGCACUUGGUGAUAUUUUCUAUCUAUUUAUUCUUAUACUCAACAAUCAACAAACACGUCAAGAACCACCAAUCCAUUUUAUUCGACUCGAAACCAUUGAAUACCAAGAUAAAACAGUUCAAAAACAAUCAUUGUUGGAUACUCUGAUUGUAUUUUGGAAAACUAAAAAUCAAGAUCGUAAUCCACUUUUGGUUCAUAUCUUUACAAGUCUAUCAAACUAUUCAGAGGAUUUGGAUCGAUAUAUUAAAUCAAAUGGUAUUAAUCUUCAAGAUGAUGGUUCACAAGAAGAUGAAAAGGAAAAAGAAUCUAGAAAGAAAUUAUUACAACAAAAAAGAGAUGAAAUUAUGAAACAAAUGAAAGAAAAACAAAAUCUUUUUUUAAAACAACAAGAAAUAAUAGAUAAAGAAAAUGAUGAUGAAAAUGAAGAAACAACAGAUAAUAAUAAUAAUAAUAACGAUGAUGAUAUGGAUAAUUUUGAUACUUCAUCAUGUUGUAUAAUAUGUAGAGAUAAAACAAAUACUCAACCACUUUAUAUGAUGGCAAAUGUAACACAUUGUUCAUUGGCAAGAAAUCAAAAACUAUCAUCAAUCAAAAAGAUUAAAAAAAGAUUAAUAGAGAAAUCAAAUUUGGUUUCAAUAUUGAAUAAUCUACAAAAUGAACAGUAUCGAGAAGAUCAAGAUAAUGAAGAUGAUGAUGAUGAAGAUGUCAUGGCAAAUAUACUAUACAACAAACAAAUGAUUAGCAAGAGUAUGUUGGAACAAUUUCCAUCGUUGGUCAAGUUUUUUGUUAGUUGUUACGAAUUGCCAAGUUACAUUAUUUCUUGUAGACAUGUUACACAUCGAUCAUGUAUCCUUUCAAGUACACGUGAAUUGGACUAUAGUUACAGUUGCCCGCUAUGCUCUAGUUCAUCCAAUAUUCUCAUCCCCAAGAAUGUACCAUCUCUCAACAUUGAAGAAGUUUCUCAAUUCUUUUUAUCAUUUCAACUCGAUCCACACGACCUCCAAAACAACAGUGUCUUUGAAAGACACCUCUGGGGAAUGGUCUUUAACAACUAUGAUGUCUUUGAAAUGAAGACACGAAAGAUCAAAUACUGUGCCACACCCGAACAAUUGGCAUUGGAUCCCUCUGGAUACUACCCUCUCACAGACUUGGAAUUCAAGAAUGAGUUGGCUACUCUAAGAUCACUGUUUCGAACUAUCAUGAUCUGCGAAGUACCACCCUUUCCCGAAGACUCUAUUCCCAUCCCUCCAGCGUUCUUUUUCCACAUUGACCCUAUCUUUUUAUGUACUUAUUUGGUUUAUCUCCGUCGAAUGACACCUGACCAAGCAAUGGUCACAUCUCUCCAAUACUAUCUAUUUAAUUUCAUCGUCUUGGAAUCGCUGUGCACAGAGUUACCACAAACCAAAAGACACUAUGAUCCAAACAACCCAGGCCAAUUAUACUCUCGUAUUAAAUCAGUAUACAACGAUCUCGACAAUAACCCAAGACUAUUUGAAUACACAUUCCCAGUGAUUCGAAAAAUCUUUCUCUACAACUAUCUCACCAGUCAAAUGAAAAACACCAAUGACUCUAGUAACCAAUUUACCCAAACCGAAUUCCAAAACUAUGAUUUCAUCGUAUCAAAUAUUACCAACAUUCCAAAUAUCAAAUCAUCCAAAUCAAUCCUCGAUCCAAAAACAUUUGAUACCAUCCUCAAUCAUGCAUUCUCUUUAAACUUUUUAAAAAAACCAAACUUUACUUUCUUUCUUCCUUCAUCUAUUAAUCAUAUUCCAAAAUUUAUUAAAUUACAUAAUAUUUAUUUUGAUUUUGUUAAAAAGAGUAUACCAUUAAAUUCAAAAUCAUUAAAGGAUUAUAUAUGUUUGGGAUGUGCAAAAAUUAAAAAUCAAAAGUGUCUAAGUUGUGGAGCUUUACUUUGUUCUGAACAUUGUAUUUCUUCUUUUCUUUCUCAUCCAAAAUAUUGUAAAUCUGGAAUUCAUCAAGUAUUUUAUUUUAUUGAAAUAUCAAAUGGAUUGGUAAAGAUUGUUGAUAUUGACAAAUCAUCAAUUAUAUUCAACAAUGAUUAUAAAUCAAUUUACCUAAACCAAAGAAAAGAACCAACUACCAUGGUCAACCAACAAUUAUCCCUCUCUCCAUCGCUUUUACAAUCGCUUUAUAAAUCUUGGAUUCAAAUGAAAUCAACCAAUACUUUUCAAUCUCUUGAUUUAUUCUAA
Molecule: messenger RNA, 4941 nt
Organism: Cavenderia fasciculata
Lineage: Eukaryota; Evosea; Eumycetozoa; Acytosteliales; Cavenderiaceae
Exons: 6
Coding region: 1-4941 (1646 amino acids)
Biological process (GO): protein ubiquitination; ubiquitin-dependent protein catabolic process via the N-end rule pathway
Cellular component (GO): ubiquitin ligase complex; cytoplasm
Molecular function (GO): zinc ion binding; ubiquitin protein ligase activity
Source: RefSeq, a predicted model, not a curated record